Molecule: messenger RNA, 1435 nt
Organism: Mizuhopecten yessoensis (Yesso scallop)
Lineage: Eukaryota; Metazoa; Mollusca; Bivalvia; Pectinida; Pectinidae
Product: GTPase IMAP family member 7-like
Exons: 3
Coding region: 145-1197 (350 amino acids)
Molecular function (GO): GTP binding
Source: RefSeq, a predicted model, not a curated record
GUCUGGUUUGGACGUGUAGGUGCUAUAUGGGAUAUUCCUAUCCGGCACACAGUCUAAGGGAGUCAACUCAUAUAAACGUAACUACUGUGGAUUUUGAUUGUUAUGAAAUAAGGAUGGAACUUGUGGUUUGAUGUGUUGCUUUUUAUGGCCACCGGUUAUACAAGGGUUCCACGCUUCAAUCAAGGUGUACCUGGUGAUUUGAGGAUUGUUUUAAUCGGUACAACCGGGACAGGCAAAAGCGCCACAGGGAACACAUUGAUUGGUAGUGAUAAGAUGGAAUUUAAAUCCUCAGCAAGCCGUGAAUCUGUUACCAAGGAAUGCAGUGUUGCCGAGACAGAAAGAUAUGGAAAUAAGCUUGUGGUAGUUGACACUCCGGGGGUUUUUGACACCGCUAUGGAAGAUGAACACUUCAAGAUCAUGCUGACUGAAUGUACGUACCUAGCUUGUCCUGGAGUCCACGCUUUUCUCUUUUUGAUGAAAAUAGGAGACAGAGACAUAGAUAAUAAAGACGCGAAAGCCUUUUGCCUAACAAAGCAGUUGCUAGGCGACAAUUUUCUUUCCCACGCCAUUGUUGUUUUUACUGGAAAAGAAACACUUGACGCAAAUGAAGAGAAUUUGGAGGACUUUAUGAAAGGACUUUCAUCUGAGUGUAUGGAGUUUAUAAAGUCAUGUAAAGGGGGCGUUGUUGCUAUUUCAAACAUAAAUGCUGCAAAGGAAGAAUCAGCCAGACAGAUUAUUGGCAAGGUCAAAGAUCUCGUUGAACAAAAUGGUGGAAGGAGAAAGUUUUACGAGAACGUGUUGUUCGAUGAGAAAAAUAAUGAGAUCAACGAAAGAAUGGAUCGAAUCCUGAAUAAAAACAAUGCAAUUCUUGUCCAGAUCAAGCGGACCAAUAAAAAUAUGGAAUGCCUAAGAAUGUGCAUUGUAGAUGGCAACCCAACGGAAGAGCAAGAACGACUGUUGCAAAAAUUUAGAAAACAAAUUGAUGAUCUUUGGAAAGCAAUAGUCGACAGAAAAAGUGCAAGAAUAGCGGCCAAUAAAGAAAUAGAGUAUGAAAAGAAGAUAAAAAAGAUGAAGGUGAUUAUUGGUGGCGCUUUAGCUGCUGCUGGAACAGUUGCAGUUGUUGGCGCAACGGUAUCAAAUCCAACAGCAGUCGUUGCCGGUGUUUCCUUGGUUGCAUCAAAAUUAAUGAAACAUUAAGCAUGUUCAUCCUGAUAGUCAAAACGCAUCAGCAGUUUAAUGGAAGUCGACUUUGUCGACAAGGCGAGUUAUGCAAUUAACAAAAAUAAUACCCUACACCACAAGUCAAUCAAAACUAACAUACCACCAUACUUUAGAUGAAUGUGGAACCUUAUGAUUUAUGAUCACUUGCUUCCAAACUUUUUAAAUACAACAGCUGACAUUAGACAAACUCCUCCUUCACCAUAUAUCUAUUUCC